Symbiodinium necroappetens is the source of this 873-nucleotide messenger RNA. NCBI's taxonomy places the organism in Eukaryota, Dinophyceae, Suessiales, Symbiodiniaceae. The record is from the annotation of a GenBank genome assembly.
GACGAGAUGCUCACCAUCUCCAUCUCCGAGUCCCUCGCCGGAAACCCGGAGGGAUGGUCGGAGUGGAGUGGUGACACGAAGAAGAUGUACCUCUCAGGGCUAGAUGCCCAGUUAGCGGCACCGGGUGGUCCCACCGGCUACGCCCACGCGUGGAGCGAGGACGCCGAGCCGAGACCGUGGAACGAGACCACUUCCAUGAGCUCCCAGUGGCCAAUGCCCCAACUUCCCCAACACCUCCCAGAGGCGAUGCCGGCGCCCUCGCCGAUGCGCGCGAUGCCCGCCUCGUCGUGGGCCUCGCCGCUCCGAGUCCCUCUACCAGAACCCAUCAUCAACAAGUACGACAAACCACUUGCGGGCGACGAGCCCUUGGAGUUGCCCCCACACCUUUCCACGAUGAUCGAGCAGUUUGCCACCGUUGACCCCACCCCAUGGCAAGAAGAAGCCCCCAAGCGCUUUCAGCCGCCCCCCGGGCUAGCAGCCGAGCAAUCACUCGCAGGCCCUAGGGUGGCAAAAUCCGUAGUGCCCGUUGCAACCGAACUAGACUUGCCACCUGGCAUCAAGAUCUUUGGCGUUGACUAUGCCGGCUCCAUGUGCACACGCGUUGAGUGGAGAAUUGACGACCUCAAUGGAAAGCUCCAAGCCAGCAUGGGAAGGCCACUGGUUUCACCUCCCUUCGCAGCUCUUGGCCUACCAAAUCUUCGUCUAAUGGUGUUCCCCGAUGGACGGGAGACCAUGAAGAAUGCCCGGAGCAGUGAGCGCAAAGGCCUCUACACCCAGAUGAUCAAGAAAGGCCCGCUUCACGGCUCACUGAAGCUAAAGGCAGACUGCCUCCAGUGUGCCACCGUGAUGACCGUGAACCUCCUCGUGGGACAG